AUGGAAAGUAAAAGGUCUUCAAGUGAACAUCUAUUGGAGAAACCUGUUGGCUUAUGGUGUUUACUUCACCUUUUCCUCGAACUCCAUUCUAACUCUGAAGAAAAUUUGCCUGUCUACUCUGACAGACUUUCAACUCUGACUCCGACUAUCACCAUUUUCGGUGAUCAUCGACUCACCCGCCAGCCACCAGCCUGUCGACCACCCAUCCACCGAUUAGGAUGGACGGCAAAUGCGGUCACUCUUCCUAUGGAUAUCUUGAGAAGGUUGAAGGGAAAUGUUGUGAAGACUGGAGGGAAGAUCUACGUCUCCAAUGGUGCCUUUGCAUGUCAAGGCUGCAACAGUUGCCUGCACAAAUCAUGCGCGGUUAAAAUGUGUCGUGAUCUGUCUCAAGACAUUACUCACCCCCUCCACCUGCAGCACCGACUUUUUCUAGUAUGGAGUCAUUUGGAUUUCAUUUGUGAUAAAUGUUUGUACAUAUCUGCUGGCUACAGAUACAGAUGUGUUUCCUGCUAUUUCCGACUUGAUUUCGCCUGUGCUUCUUCGGCCAGUGGUGAGCUUCCUAAAGAUGAAGAUCCGCUGAGACUUCCCAGCAAAUGUGAUCACUCUUCCUAUAGAUAUAUUGAGAAGGUUAAAAAGCCUGAUCGUAAUCUGUCUCGUGAGAUUACGCACCCCCUCCACCGCCAACACCGACUUCAACUCGGAUGGAGACCUUGGGGUUUCAUCUGUGAUAAAUGUUUGUAUAUAUCUGCUGCUGACUACGGAUACAGCUGUGUUUCCUGCGAUUUCAGACUUGAUCUCGCCUGUGCUUCUUCGGCCAGUGGUACUGAGCUUCCUAAAGAUGAAGAGCCGCUGAGGUUUAAAGAUGGGAAGAGAAAGACAAUCCAGCAUUACAGCCAUGCUCACAAGCUGAGCUUCUUCAAAUAUAGGAAGAUACACGAACAAGACUUGGAUUGUUUCUGGUGUGAAAAGCAUCUAUCGGUAGUGUGCUAUGGUUGUACAAAAUGCAGGUUCUAUCUUCAUUCCGGAUGCAGUGAUAAGAUACCAAGGACACUUGCUCAUCAUUUUCAUAUUCCUGGCCACACUCUUCGCUUAAGUUCUACCUUAGCGGUUGCAGGGGAUUGCUUUGCUUGUAAAAGAAGUAUUUAUUAUUCUAAGCUUCGGUAUAUUUGGGAGAAGUGUAUCUUCCACCUUCAUCUUGAAUGUGCUAAACUCUUGCCCACCCUAAAACUUGCCUGCCACCCUCACCGUCUCGCUUACUUCAGAGGUACUUCUAAGUUGGAUUGCCGUACCUGCGGCAAGCAUUGCGGUGGUGAUGAUAGUAUUUGUCGUUGUGUGCAAUGCGAUAUUAGUUUCCAUCUAAAAUGUGUUGUACCAUCCGAAGCUACAUCAAAGUAUCAUAAGCAUCCACUUAUCCUAACCAAAUCGGUCAAAGAAGAUGAUUCUGAUGAAUUUUGUUGCGAUGUUUGUGAGAACGAAAGGGAUCCGAAGCAUCCUGUGUAUUACUGUCAAAGUUGCACAUUUGUGGCUCAUAUUCAAUGUCUACUCCCUGAUGUUGAUGAGGAUCAAAUUACAUCCUCCAUGGAAACGAGGAAGCUUUGUAUGAGAAGGAAAUGGAGCAGAAUGAAGGGAGUAAUGGCAUCCACGCUCUGUUUCGACCUAUCAUCCACAAACACCAAAUGUAUGAGGUAACCGAGGAGUUGAAAGGCGAUAAAUAUUGUCGAGGUUGUCGUCUGGUACUUGAUGGUCCUAGCUACUGUUAGAUUUGUCU
Molecule: messenger RNA, 1768 nt
Organism: Hibiscus syriacus
Lineage: Eukaryota; Viridiplantae; Streptophyta; Magnoliopsida; Malvales; Malvaceae
Exons: 6
Coding region: 1-1689 (562 amino acids)
Source: RefSeq, a predicted model, not a curated record